UCUGUCGUUACAAGACAAAAACAAACCACAUGACAGUGGCAAAGACUAAACAAUAAAGAGAUACUGCGUCGAAACUUCAAAACACAGACAUUAGACUCUAUAAUGGAUUUUGUUUCCCGUUCGCUCAGCGGUAACGUUAGAUUCUUGAACGCACGAGGUCUGCCCGCUGCCACCGUCCUGUCCUGAGCGGCUUCUGGCUAAAAGCUAGCAAGCAAGCGACAUAUACGUCCGAAUCAUCUAAAUCUCGGUUAAAUCCUCACUUUGCUGUUUUUUUUUGCUGUAUCAUCUAUUAAACACUCGUAAGUAUGUCAGAUAAGCGUGACACGGAAGACGUGGCCGAGGGGAGCGGUGUCUCCGGAACGCUACGUUCGAGGGUCGGCCUCCGGAGCGGCUCGUGCUCCGGCGGGGACCGGGAGCAGGAAUGCGCGGUGAAAGCCAUGCUGCUGGAGCAGUUAGGACCGCAUGAACGCCUACUCACCUAUCUGCAGUCUGUAUUACUGUGGGAAAGACCCAUUCAUAGCGUCUUACUUUACACGUUCGCUAAUCUCGUCUUCUGGUUUUUUGCUUUGAGCUCUUUGAGGUUGCUCUUUCUCUUGGCAACAGGUCUGGCUCUCGCUGUUUGUGUUGACACCUGGAGGAAAAAAAUCUGGUCCAAGAUCAAAGUUAAAAGGCAGGAUGAGGGUGAAAAUGAAAGCUGGGGUCUGAUGCAGCCUGGGACUUUAAGUGUGGCUGAGCUAUGCCACCACAUGGCUAAACUAUGGGUUACAGGGUCUUCCUGUGCUACAGAUAUUGUGCAGUUCAAACGGCAUAGUCCAGGAAAGUUUUGCAUACUGGUUUGUGGUCUGUUCACAAUACUGGCCAUGGUGGGGCGCCACAUCCCUGGACUGGUGCUUUCAUAUGUGGCUUUGCUGGGUGUGUUGUUUUGCCCAUUGGCGUUGUAUUAUCGGCUGUGGGAGCAUGCAUGUGUGAAGCUAGAACCUGCCAUGCAGUGGCUGGAUUACAGCUCCAAAGGAUACAUGAUGUCCAAGCCUAUAGAUAACCAGUUUCUCCGUAAACCCAUCAAGAGAGGAGCCUCAGAUGAAGCCAGUGACAGUGAGGAGGAACUGGCUGCUUUCUGUCCCAUGUUUGAUGAAGCAAUGGUUGCUAAGGAACUGGCCCUGACUGACUCUGAACACUCGGAUGCAGAGGUGUCAUACAUGGACAACGGCACAUUUAACAUUUCCAGGGGUCAAACUCCCCUCACAGAAGGCUCUGAAGAUCUGGACAGGCACAGUGAUCAAGAAGAAUCAUUUGCCUGUGGGCUUCUAGACUUCCCCUCCAUCAACCCAGAUGCCACCCUUCUGGAGGAUGAUGAUGAUGCCAGCAUCGGGCUACCCAGUCUCAACUCGGCCGCUUUCUCAGGCCCUCGCGGCUCUACCUCCGCUCUUCUGGACCUGGAUGCCCAGAUGGACUCUGAUCAGGAAGAUCUUGACCCUGUGCUGUCUCUAGGCUCCAUUAUGACUUCCUCUGACCUCACGAGUAACCUGGCAGGGGUCAUCGCCAGCAAUAUGAUCCAGGCAGCGAUCGCAGGGGCCUUGCCGCCCCGCCCUCCACAAGGUCGUCGAAGAGAAAGCGCCCCAAGGGCAGGUCCUCAGAGGGGGUAUCGGAAGCAGUCAAGCUCGGAGCUGGACACAGACCUGGACUUUGAUGGAGAAGACUUUGAGAUGUUGGAUCAGUCAGAGCUGAACCAGUUAGACCCAGUGGGAGGAGGCCAGGGUGGCCAGAAUAUUACCCAGGGAGCCAGUUUUCUGUCCAAUCUGCUGGGGAAGCCACAGUGAGCCAGAUGUGUGUUUUUGUGUGUGAUACACACCCAGCUUGCAGAUACUUCCCUUGUCUGUUUUUGCCCGUACAUGUACCGACCCUUGCACCUUGAUCCAUGUAGAAGUUUGCAGUGUUUGUUUGAAUGUCUUUUGAAAUGCUUUAGAUUUUAUCUUUGAUUCUAUGAAUGAGUGAGACAGAGUAUUUGUUUUGCACUGUUAGGCCCGAUUCACAUUUUGUGUAUUUUUCUGUGCGUAUAUUCAUUAUUUUAAAUGUAGAUGUGCGCACAAAUAGGGGACAACGCUGCUUGCGAAUUUUUUCGGCGCUUAGGGGUCGCAUCAAGAUUGAAAUAGUUCAACUGUUCGGAGUGCCGCGUGUGCAUCGCGGGUCAUUUGAAGAGAGAAAGUGGCACGUCACGCAUUUUCUGGGUGGUUUUAGACUCGAAAUAUGAAUCGGGCCUUAAAGGGCUUGUCCACCCAAAAAUGAAAAAUAUGUAAUAUACUUCGCCUCUUGUUGUUCCAAACCUGUCGUUUUGUUUAGUGGAACCCUAUGAGAAAAUUUGAAGAAUGUUAACUCUCUUUUCCACACUUUUCCAAUUAAUUGGGAACAGGUUUGUUACAAGAUGAGGUUUCAUUUUUGGCUGAACGGUCGCUUUAAUGUAAUAUUAUGUUCCAGUUGCCAGGAUUCCUCCACUGGCUACAGUUGAUAUCACUGUGAAGUAAUCUUGUUUUUAGUUUGAAUACAUCAUUAUGCUCUGUGAGCUUUCCUUGUCCUCUCUCAUUUGUGUGUGAGAUUCCCAUGCGAAAGACUUAAUUUUUAUUUAAUAGACAAGCAAUAGGACAACAAUCAUAGAAACAAAUUCACUAAUCUCGUCUAUCUUAUAAACCAGCAAAGUCAACUCCAAGCCUACAUCCAAACAACAUUGAAAUCGCUGAGUCUUAUAGGUCUUUGGUAUCUGAAGCUUCUAUUUAAUGCAGGCAGCAUUAAUAAUUUCUUAGAUAAUUCACACGGGACCAAAUGAGACAUUCCACCAUCAAUGCUGCAUAAUAAUAUACAAAUAUAAAAAAGUCUGCGAGAACCAUAGUCACAUGCUAAAAACAUCACUGAACAGAAGAUUCUGAUAAAGCAACAUUGAUGUAUUAAGAUCAAAGACUUCUCCCGUGUUAAGAUUUGUUUAAAGCACUGGGUUUUAAUGGCUGUCAGUUUUUCUUGCUUUGACGUACAUAGACACCUGAGUUUUCUCUUGCAUUUAUUUUUUAAUGCUAACUACACAUUUUGUAACCGGCUCUGUCUGUUGGCCAUUGGAAAUGCAAUUAGAAAAAAGUCAUAUAUUACAAUUUAUCCAAAGAUUAUAUCAUCUUUUAUUCAUUGGCAUAUAAUUUAAGACGCAAUGUGGUUUGAAACAGAGAAAGUAGUCAAGACCCAAGGUUUUACCCACAAUGACAUUUAUGUGUAAGUUCAUACUGUUAGCUUUUUUGCAUCAUUAUAUAAUUCUUGAAUUACUACAUUUCGAUAGCUCUUUCCUACAUUUCAAAAGUUUGCUUUUGUUUUGAACAGCCAAUAUACAGUAUACUGUUGUCCAAUAGCUUUGUUUUAAUCUUUUUUGACUCCGUGUAAAUAGGGAAUAAAAACACAAAACUUUAAAACUCACCACCGCUGUUGACCUGGCUUGUCUGGCAGUACAUUGAUUUGUCUGAAGGACUCUACCUCAAACUUAGCCAUCUAGCUGUAACUGCCACGUGUCUGUCUCUUUAAACACACCUGUAACAGUUUUGAUCGAUACAGGUAGCAGCAGAGAAAAUGGAUCACCUUUCUGCCACUGAGAUGUCUCAUCUGGUAUGAGAUGUAGACUAUUGUCCAUCAUUCAGUAAAGUGCAAAGAUUUUCUUCAUGACCAGGUUUUUUUUUGUGGUAUGAUGGAACUGCUAAAUAGUCGAAUUUGCAGUUUCAUUUGCUAUUUCAUUUCUUGUAUGCUGACAUUUUUCUGUACCCCUCCUCACAAGUUCAGUUUUUUCUGACCCAAUGAUGAUGAGUCCCACACGAUUGCUGUCUUUUAUCAUUGUGUCUGCUGGAAAUUAGAAAUUAUGGAGUGAUUUCUCUGAUUUAUAGUGCACGGAAUGCAAAUCUAUAUGAUUUGGUUUUGAUUUAAUUUAAUAGGACGAAAACAUUUUAAUGUAAGUAUUGUAGGAUUCUGGAAGUGUGUAAUGAAGCAGCUUCUCUUUAUCAACUUAAGUGAUGCUGCAUAUGUACAGUUUGUCAAUUCUUGCUGUACCAGUGUAUGUUUAUUACAGACCCCAAUGUUUUCCUUCGUCCCACCGAUUUGAUAAAGAUUAUAAGAAUAAAGCAUCUAUUGGAGUGGAA
Messenger RNA from Triplophysa dalaica, 4157 nucleotides. It is a transcript of the gene retreg3, whose product is annotated as reticulophagy regulator family member 3. The transcript is spliced from 9 exons. The record is from RefSeq and is a predicted model, not a curated record. Lineage: Eukaryota; Metazoa; Chordata; Actinopteri; Cypriniformes; Nemacheilidae. Gene Ontology annotation, biological process: reticulophagy. The coding region runs from base 306 to 1817 and encodes 503 amino acids.